Rotaria socialis is the source of this 873-nucleotide messenger RNA. The record is from the annotation of a GenBank genome assembly. Lineage: Eukaryota; Metazoa; Rotifera; Eurotatoria; Philodinida; Philodinidae.
AUGUUUCCAACUAGUCGAUACGUAGACGCUUCUCAUCAGAACUUAUCAUCAAAAAUGACCGAAGGUACAGCCGCUCAAGUUUCAUCAGUUCAAACUGCUAACAAUACAAAUGCAUCACCAAAAAAAGCAAAGAAAACAACAUCAACAAAAGGCAAAUCAACACACACUGCCACACAUCCAAAAUAUUCCGAAAUGAUCAAAGCUGCAUUAAAAGCUUUAAACGAUCGUGGUGGUAGUUCACGUGCUGCCAUUCUUAAAUUUGUUUUGGCUAAUUAUUCACUUGACCCUGCUCAAGCUAAUCAACAUCUUAAAUUAGCUCUUAAAAAUGGUGUUAAAGCUAAAUACUUUAAACAAACCAAAGGUAAUGGUGCAAGUGGUUCAUUUAAAUUAGCCGCCAAAACAGAAACAAAACCAGCAAAAAAAGCAGCUAAACCAAAGAAAACAACAAAAUCAACAACAAGCACAGCUGCAUCUGCAACCAAGAAACGUGCUCGUUCAAAAUCAGCUGGAACAAAACCAGCCAAAAAGGUCGCCACUGCUGCUGAUUCAACCAAUGCAACUGCUGCAGCAACAACAACAGCUAAACCAAAGAAAGUUAAAGUUGUUAAAUCACGAUCAAGUGCAACAGCAAAAUCAGAUAAUGCUGCUAAAGUCGCUAAACCAAAACAAACAAAAGCAAAAAAGCCAACUGGAACAAAAACAGCUGGUGUUAAAAAGGCUACAACAAAAAAAGUAGUGAAACCAAAAGUUAAAAAGGCAACUACACCAAAAAAACCAAAAUCACCUGCCGCAAAAAAACCAGCAGCUGCCAAGAAAGCCGCCAAACCAAAAACAGCAGCCAAAAAAGCUUCAUCACCAAAGAAAGCCAAAUAA